GGUCCACAAGAAAUUCUACUUCUUGCUAGAAGAACUGAUAUAAGAAGAAUAUCUUUGGAUACUCCUGAUUAUACUGAUGUUGUGUUACAAUUACAAGGGAUUCGUCACACUAUUGCAGUAGAUUAUGAUCCAGAAGAACAUAAGAUAUAUUGGACAGAUGACGAAACCCAAAUGAUAAGAAGAGCUUAUCUGAAUGGAAGUGAGCAAGAAGAUUUGAUAACAACAGAAGUCCAUCAUCCUGAUGGAAUUGCCAUUGAUUGGAUUGCACGUAAUUUGUAUUGGACUGAUACUGGAACUGAUAGAAUUGAAGUUUCUAGACUUAAUGGAACAUCUCGGAAAAUUUUAAUUACUGAAAAUCUUGAUGAACCAAGAGCCAUUGUGCUUGAUCCAGUUGAGGGGUAUAUGUAUUGGACGGACUGGGGUUCGAAACCAAUGAUUGAACGAGCAGAGUUAGAUGGAACGCACAGAACAACUAUUAUCAAUACUUCUCUUGAUUGGCCAAAUGGAUUAGCUAUAGAUUAUGAAAAAAGGAAAUUAUAUUGGGGAGAUGCAAAAUUAGAUAAAAUUGAGAUGGCAAAUUUAGAUGGAUCGGAUAGAAGGGUGUUAGUUUCUGAUCAGCUCUCUCAUAUAUUUGGAUUUAGUUUGCUUGGUGAUUUUGUUUAUUGGACUGAUUGGCAGCAGAGGUCAAUAGAAAGAGUUCAUAAAGAAACUGGUGAUAUGAGAGAAACUAUUAUUGAUCAACUUCCAGAUUUAAUGGGCUUAAAAGCUGUAAAUAUUUUUGUAAAGCAUGGUACCAAUCCUUGUGCCAUAAAUAAUGGAAAUUGUAGCAACUUGUGUUUAAAUAAACCCGAAAAUAAAUAUAUAUGUUCUUGUCCUAUGGGCUUGGAAUUAGCUUCUGACCUUAGAACUUGUAUUGUACCUGAAGCAUUUUUGUUGUUUUCAAGGCGGGUUGAUAUCAGACGAAUAUCUUUGGAAUCAAAACAUAAUGAUGUUAUUCCUAUUUCGGGAAUAACGGAAGCAAGUGCCUUAGAUUAUGAUAUUAAUGAUGAUCGUAUUUAUUGGACAGAUGUAUAUCAAAAAACAAUAAAUAGAGCUUUUAUGAACGGUAGUAAUGUUGAACAUAUUAUUGAAUUUGGGUUACAAUAUCCUGAAGGCAUGGCAGUUGAUUGGAUAGCACACAAUUUAUAUUGGACUGAUAUGGGGUCAAAUCGUAUUGAAGUUUCUCGCCUUGAUGGUUCAUCUAGGAAAGUGUUGCUGUGGCAGGAUUUAGAUGAUCCAAGGUCAAUAGCCCUUGAUCCAAGUGAUGGUCUAGGUGAUUUUGUUUAUUGGACUGAUUGGCAGCAGAGGUCAAUAGAAAGAGUUCAUAAAGAAACUGGUGAUAUGAGAGAAACUAUUAUUGAUCAACUUCCAGAUUUAAUGGGCUUAAAAGCUGUAAAUAUUUUUGUAAAGCAUGGUACCAAUCCUUGUGCCAUAAAUAAUGGAAAUUGUAGCAACUUGUGUUUAAAUAAACCCGAAAAUAAAUAUAUAUGUUCUUGUCCUAUGGGCUUGGAAUUAGCUUCUGACCUUAGAACUUGUAUUGUACCUGAAGCAUUUUUGUUGUUUUCAAGGCGGGUUGAUAUCAGACGAAUAUCUUUGGAAUCAAAACAUAAUGAUGUUAUUCCUAUUUCGGGAAUAACGGAAGCAAGUGCCUUAGAUUAUGAUAUUAAUGAUGAUCGUAUUUAUUGGACAGAUGUAUAUCAAAAAACAAUAAAUAGAGCUUUUAUGAACGGUAGUAAUGUUGAACAUAUUAUUGAAUUUGGGUUACAAUAUCCUGAAGGCAUGGCAGUUGAUUGGAUAGCACACAAUUUAUAUUGGACUGAUAUGGGGUCAAAUCGUAUUGAAGUUUCUCGCCUUGAUGGUUUAUCUAGGAAAGUGUUGCUGUGGCAGGAUUUAGAUGAUCCAAGGUCAAUAGCCCUUGAUCCAAGUGAUGGGUAUAUGUAUUGGAGUGAUUGGGGAUCUAAUCCACGUAUUGAAAAAUCUGCAAUGGAUGGAUCAGACCGAACUAAGAUUAUUUCUAAAGUAAAAAGAGCAAAUGGACUUACUAUUGAUUAUACAGAUAGAAGAAUAUUUUGGAUUGACAUUGAUUCAAAGAUUAUUGAAUCGGCAGAUUUAACAGGAGGAAAUCGUCAACAAGUUAUUCCAAAAUCAUUACCGAAUCCCCAUGCCCUGACUCAGUAUCAGGGUAAUAUUUAUUGGUCAGAUUGGGAUACUCGCACAAUAGAAAGAGCAUCAAAAAUUACUGGAGAGAAUCAGAUACAUAUUCAGAAACAACUUGAUUUUGUUGUGGAUAUUGUUGUGUAUCAUACCUCUAGACAGUCUGGUUGGAAUCCAUGUGCAGUUAAUAAUGGUGGAUGUUCUCAUCUAUGUCUUGCCCUGCCAAGUAAAAGUCAACAUAAAUCAUACAACUAUUGUUGUGCCUGUCCUAGUCAUUAUGAAUUAGCAUCAGACAACAAAACUUGUUUGAGUCCAAAGAAUUUUAUUUUAUUUAGCCAGAAAAAUAAUAUUGGUAGAAUGAUACCUGAUUUGCAGAACACUCCUGAGAUCAUGCUUCCCAUCUCUCAUCUAAAACAUGUGAGAGGUCUUGAAUAUGAUUAUAUAGACAAAUUCAUUUAUUGGAUAGAUGGCAGGUCUCAAACAAUUCGAAGGGGUUAUGAUAAUGGAACAAAGAUGAGUGUUGUUGUACAAAGUCUCAAUGAAUUGAUUCAUCCAAUUGAUAUGGCAAUAGAACCAUAUUCUCGUAGUCUGUAUUGGUCAUGUGCACGACACAAUGUUAUUAAUGUAACAAAAUUAAAUGGAAAAGCUAUUGGAAUUAUCAUCAGUGGUGAUGAUCAGAAACCAAGGCAUAUAGCAAUUCAUCCUAAUAAAGGGUACAAUUUUGUAAUAAUAAAUCAUAAUCAUAAUGUNGUGUAUCAUACCUCUAGACAGUCUGGUUGGAAUCCAUGUGCAGUUAAUAAUGGUGGAUGUUCUCAUCUAUGUCUUGCCCUGCCAAGUAAAAGUCAACAUAAAUCAUACAACUAUUGUUGUGCCUGUCCUAGUCAUUAUGAAUUAGCAUCAGACAACAAAACUUGUUUGAGUCCAAAGAAUUUUAUUUUAUUUAGCCAGAAAAAUAAUAUUGGUAGAAUGAUACCUGAUUUGCAGAACACUCCUGAGAUCAUGCUUCCCAUCUCUCAUCUAAAACAUGUGAGAGGUCUUGAAUAUGAUUAUAUAGACAAAUUCAUUUAUUGGAUAGAUGGCAGGUCUCAAACAAUUCGAAGGGGUUAUGAUAAUGGAACAAAGAUGAGUGUUGUUGUACAAAGUCUCAAUGAAUUGAUUCAUCCAAUUGAUAUGGCAAUAGAACCAUAUUCUCGUAGUCUGUAUUGGUCAUGUGCACGACACAAUGUUAUUAAUGUAACAAAAUUAAAUGGAAAAGCUAUUGGAAUUAUCAUCAGUGGUGAUGAUCAGAAACCAAGGCAUAUAGCAAUUCAUCCUAAUAAAGGGUUAAUAUUUUGGACAAAUUUGAUGCAUCCUCCUAGAAUUGAAAAAUCAAGUUUAGAUGGUUUAAAUAAACAAAUUAUAAUCAAAGAUGGAUUGACUCAGCCUGGAGCCUUAGCUGUAGAUAUAAUAAAUAAUCUUAUAUUUUGGUCAGAUCUGAAUGCUAAAACAAUUGAAACAGCUGAUCUCGAUGGCUCUAAAAGACAAAUCAUUGUAACAGGAAGCCUUUUUCAACCUGUGUCAUUGACUGUUUUAGGAGAUUAUCUUUAUUGGAUUGAUAAGGAUCAACAAAUUAUUGAAAGAGUUAAUAAGUUAAAUGGUAAAAAUCAGCAUAAAUUUCAAUACAGACCUUCACAUCUUACAGAUAUAGUGGCUGUUUCUCCUUUAGAAGGAAACAGUAGUCAUCCUUGUUUUGUUAAUAAUGGUGGUUGUUCACAUUUGUGUAUUAUGAAUGAUAAAGGUGAAAAAUAUUGUUCCUGUCCCAUUGAUCUCAUCCUUGAGAAAAAUGAAAAAACAUGUAUAAAUCCACCUGUAUGUGGUCCCGAUCAAUUUAGAUGUCAGUCGGGAAAAAUGAGUUGCAUUCCAGAAGCUUGGAGAUGUGAUGGUUUUGUGGAAUGUGACGACAUGUUGGAUGAACUAAACUGUACUGAAUGCAAAUCUAAUCAAUACAAGUGCAAAAAUGAUAAAUGUAUUGAUCCAAAACUAGUGUGUGAUGGAGUUCCUAAUUGCCCAAAUGGAGAAGAUGAAGCAUGUUGCCAGAAAGAUCAAUACUAUUGUGCUGCACUUAAAAAAUGUAUCAGUUUGACCAUCAUAUGCCAGACGGAAGAAUGUUCAGAGAGCUUGGAUGAAGCUUCAUUGCAUUGCAAACAAGUAGUAGGAUUGAUGAAAAUGGAAACGAGUUUUGAAAUAAAAGCAAAUUAUACAAUUGGAAUUGUAGUAGCUGUGCUUGUCUUAAUAGUUCUUGCAAUAUGGGCAUAUUUUUGCAAACGAAAAACCCAGGACUUUGAUAAUAAUGAUGAUACUACAGAGAUAAAUAUGAGUAAUAAACCUCUUACUGUUCAACAUAAAUCUCAGGCUCAAAAUUCACAAUCUGUUAUUAUCCCAAUUAAUUUUGGCAAUAAUAAUAGUUCUAAUAAUAUUUGUAUGGGACACUUGCCAAACAGUUGUCAGAUGUAUGAUCAAAAUCAUGUGGUAGGAGGCUCUUCCACUAGUUCUAUGGAUACUCCAUAUCCUCAAGAAACACUUAACCCUCCUCCCAGUCCAGUAACUGUUUUAUCUCAGUGUACCGAAUAUUGCUGUUCUUCACAUACGAGACCAUCAUUGAGAUCGUACAAGUAUCAACGUGCAUAUCAACCUCCACCUCCUCCAACUCCCUGCAGCACAGACGUCUGCGAUGACAGCGAACCAUAUUCUUAUAGACAAUUAUAUUAUAAUAUCAGAUUAGAAUCAUCAUAUGAUUCUGAUCCUUAUCCUCCACCUCCCACACCAAGAAGUCAUUACUUUUCUGAUGAUAAUUGUGGAACGUGUCCUCCUUCUCCUUCAACAGUCAGAAGCUUCUAUAAUCCUUUACCCCCGCCACCGUCUCCUGUUCCAGAAUCGGACAGUUAGCAAGAAACAUGUACAAAGUGUACAGAUCAUUUUUAUCAUUGGGUCACAUCAGUAUUAAUAGGAGUAUUGUUCCUUUAACAAAUUUCUGCCACAAACUUUAUCUGACCAGCUGAAAAAAAUUGCCAUAUUUCAUUGUUAAGUAUACAUUUUCAUCAGAUAAUGCCACAAACAUUUUUUAUGAUCAAUAUUUCUUUUGACAUCUAAAUACUUCAUUAAUCAUGUAAGAUUUGGAUUUUUGGAAGAAUUCAUUUUUAAAAUAGAAUUUAUAUAAUAAGCAAAACUGAAGUUGGCCACAUUUGUAUAAUUUCUAACCUAUUAAUAUCUUUUCCAAAUCAUCCAAGAUAGCAACAUAGAUUUUAUAUAUCAUAAUUUAUUUUAUAUAACUAUAACCAGACAAAUCUGAUACUCUUCCGACCAAAGCACGAUUUUGAUAAGUGUAAAGUGUUUUAUACGCCCUCGGUAUAAAUUUUUGAAAUAAUAUAUUUUUAUAGGAAAACAUUUCUAAACAAAUCAUACGGACAAAAAUCUAGUAAUUUUUUUAUAUUUGUCAUUUCGUACAGAAGCAUACUAAAUCAUUUAUUUGAUAUAAUAUAGCUGUAACAUAUUUGAAACUAAUUUUGAAAUUACAGUAAAGAUGGAAAAAUUCCUAGUUUGCAUGCUUAAACUGAUGCAGUAUAUUAAGAGUUGUUUUUUAAUCUUCAUUACCAUAGUAUUUACAAAUUUUGGUCAGUUAUAUUUCUGUCAUGCAUUCUCCCAAUUUGAAAUUCAAAAUCUGCUUUCAGAAUAAUUUUACUUAUGUAUGAUGAAUACUAUGUAAAAAUGUCUUAUAGGCAUUAUUUUUUAUGUUUUGUGCCAAAUAUCAUCUUAAAAUUUUAAAUCCCAGUUGUUUCUUUGUAUAUGUAUUAAACUUUAGUACAUUAAAUGGUUUU
Molecule: messenger RNA, 6047 nt
Organism: Centruroides sculpturatus (bark scorpion)
Lineage: Eukaryota; Metazoa; Arthropoda; Arachnida; Scorpiones; Buthidae
Product: low-density lipoprotein receptor-related protein 6-like
Exons: 20
Coding region: 172-5118 (1648 amino acids)
Molecular function (GO): calcium ion binding; protein binding
Source: RefSeq, a predicted model, not a curated record